CGAGGCGGACGCAUCAUUACGCACCACACCAACCACUGAGAAAAAUACGCGAAAGGAAUAUAUAUCUAUAUAUACAUAUACACGAACUGGUUCUUUCCACCGCUGUGUUUAAUGGAUACCGGUUGUUUCACCGCGGCGCAGCGCAUUUCGUGCCACGCCAUGAAUGCGGAUUUAUUUAAGCCCGCUCCGGAGCGUGGACCCCAACAGUCCUCUGCCCCGGUGAAAACCAGCAGGAAUAAACCCGAACAGAUCAAACCGGAGCUGGCUCAGGUGGUGACUGACUCCAAAACGGGAAGGUCCUACAGUAAAGGGAAGCUUUUGGGAAAGGGUGGCUUCGCUCGAUGCUACGAGAUGACGGACAUCUCCAGCAACAAAAUGUAUGCCGUGAAGGUGAUUCCACAGAGCAGAGUGUCCAAACCACACCAAAGGGACAAGAUCACGAAUGAGAUCGAGCUCCACAAAACCCUGUCGCACAAGCAUGUGGUGAAAUUCUCUCAUCAUUUUGAAGACCAAGACAACAUCUACAUCUUCCUCGAGCUCUGCAGUCGGAAGUCCCUGGCACACAUCUGGAAGGCAAGACACACGCUCACAGAGCCAGAAGUGCGAUAUUACCUCAGACAGAUCAUAUCCGGCCUCAAGUACAUCCACAGCAGAGGGAUCCUGCAUCGAGACCUCAAACUAGGCAACUUCUUUGUCAACGAGAACAUGGACCUGCGUCUGGGAGACUUUGGCCUCGCCGCCAAGCUGGAGACAGUCGAGAUGAGGAAAAAAACAAUCUGUGGGACUCCCAACUACUUGGCCCCCGAGGUGCUCAACAGACAGGGCCACGGCACAGAGUCCGACGUUUGGUCCCUCGGAUGCGUCAUGUACACGCUGAUGUGCGGCAACCCACCUUUCGAGACUCUCGACCUGAAGGAGACCUACAAGUGUAUAAAGGACGUUCGGUACAACUUGCCGGCCUCGCUCUCCCCCGCGGCACAGAAACUCAUCUCAGGCAUCCUGCAGAAAAACCCCAGCGACAGACUCUCGCUGGAUCAAAUCCUCAACCACGAAUUCUUCACCAAAGGUUUCACCCCUGAUAAGCUUCCACCCAGCAGCUGUGUGAUGGUGCCAGAGCUCCACCCCCCCAGCCCUGCCAAGAAAUUCUUCACUAAAAUAGCAAAGAGCUUCUUUGGCAAGAAGAAGGCAAAAGUGGAGAAGAUCCCAUGCGAGGAAAAAGAUGACAAAGACAUUUCUAAGCUGGUGUCUGGCAUCGUUAAAUGUUCCAUCAACAGGCAGAUCAGCUACAUGACAGUGGGACCCAAUGAGGUACAUAUUUCUUUUUUUUUUUUUCCCCUAACUGAAUGCCACAGCAGCAGGAAGCUCUGCUGGCCAGUCCCUAACGUACCGGUCUAUACUACUUUUUUCUCUCCAGCAUGUGAGGACGUUCUGACCCCUGCAACUGUGUCUGAAUCGGCCUUGAAAGUUCUCAACAGCUGCCUGGCUACCAUGCCUGCAGCCACUAGAAACCCGCCCUGUCUGUCCAGGCCCCAGUCCUUCCUGUGGGUGACUAAAUGGGUAGACUACUCCAACAAAUAUGGUUUUGGCUACCAGCUCUCGAACCAAAGCAUCGGUGUGCUCUUCAAUGAGGGAACACGACUCAGUCUUUGUGACCAACGCAAGACAGUCCACUACUGCAUUCCCAACAACAAACUCUUCACGUUCCCUGCCAACGCUCUACCUGAGCAACUUCGCAACCAGAAACAAAUUGUGGACCUCAUGGCCAACUACAUGGAGCAAAACCUUAUGGAGGGUGGAGAUCUGCAUUGUGAGGAUCAAGUAUCCGGUUGUCCUCCUCUGCUGCUCCAGUGGGUGAAGACGGACCAUGCUCUUGUCAUGCUCUUCAACAAUGGCACAUUACAGGUUAACUUCUACGCAGACCACACCAAGAUCAUCCUGUGCAAGUCGUCUGAUGACUCCUAUCUGCUCACCUACAUCAGCCGGGAGCGCGUCUCGUGCACGUACCUCCUCAGCAUGCUGCAUGAGAUGGGCUGCACCGCCGAGCUGAGACACCGGCUGCGAUACGUAGUCCAGCUUCUCCAGCACCAUGCCGAUGCCUGAGGGCCCGGCUCGGUGCCUCCCAGGCUGCCCGAUUGGCAGAUGCCUUGGAGGCGCUCUGACCGGUUAACAUUUCUUCCUAGGCAGCCUGACUGGUUGAUCAAAUUUCUCAAGGCAGUGCCGGGGACGAGCCGACGCCUGCUCAGUUGAUGGAUGGAAGGCUGCUCAGAGGAGUUGAGCAAUUUUUUUUUUAUUUUUUGAACGGGUGCUUAGGCAGCUGAUUUUCAGAUUGAUUGACCUUGAUAAACAUCAAGCAGUCGGGAAGUUCUGCUUCAAGGUUCUGUGCCUGUCCAGCUUAUGCCUCAAAGGUAUCCACCCGGAAGGUAUUGAUACCUAAUAUAAGAGACUCCUACCUGGCCUGAAGUGAUGGAUCCCUCACAGGCAGAUGCCUAAAUGAACACCCCAAAACUCCAAAUACCUUCCCUCACUUGCUCAAAACCACCGCUUCGUGGCUGGAUCUUUCAAAGCCACCAACCAGACCUGCAGCUUUCAGCUCCCCCUGAUGGCCUAUAAUCCAGGCAUGAUUUGUCAAAGGUAUCUAAACACUAAAAUUGUCUUAUUUGCUUGCAACAGAACAAGGAUAAUCUUGCCGCUGGAAUUCUUUUUAGGCUGUUUUCCAGAAGUGUUUUAGCUGCAAGGUCAUUUAUGCAGUUUACUUUCAUUGAAACUGAUCUUACAGCAGAGUUGCUUUGGGAAGAGCUGGGGUUUGAUUGGUGAGAGAGACCCCUCUUACCCUUGGUUGUUUCUGGCCUGUUUGGACUAUGGUGCAUACAUUCAUUUUUAUUUUAUUUUUUUCUAAAUAAAUGAGCCAACAAUAGGAUCACACUACGAUCUUGACCUUUUCAUGCACAAAAGACAUUCCUGGCCUUAUUUGACAAUGGUUCGGAAAAGGUUACCGCCUCUUCCGAUCCAACAUCGCAUUGUCUUUUUUUUGUUGUAGUUGGAAGCAAAUUUCACUGAUGUGGUACACAGCAUAUUAAAGGGGCUAUGGGAGCAACACAAUUUUGCACUUUUCUUUUUUUUUUUUUUUUUUUUUUUUUUUGUAAAUGCAUCUGGAAAGUGAAACCUUUGACUACCAUCUGUUAUAUCGUAGUAGUUUUUAACUAGAUACCAAAAGGCAUUCUUUGGUUUUUAAAAUGAUUCAGUUUUAAAUUCACAAUACCGUCAUUGAAUGUGUGUGCGCAACACGUGCUGGUAAAUAAAACUGUUUGUUUGGAGGGGGGGGGGGAGAUAAAAGUGCCUUUCUGAGGGAUGUCUGUAUAGUGCAAUAACAACCCUUUGUGAAUGUCAAGCUGGAUACAAACUAGAUACGAGAGAUGGUUUUUACAGGUGGGAUUUACUUUUGUACUUUGAGCAAAGUUUAGAAGUAAUUCCAAUAGCACUACACUCUCACUACCUGGUAUAAGCUUUUAGAACAACUGGCAUCAGUAUAUAUCGCAGUAAUAUCUACUAAGGGAAAAAAUAAAACAUUGUACUCUGUUGUACUGUAAUCCUUAUCGGUUUACAUUGCUUUCUCAACCCAGAGUUGUAUCCUAAAAACUGUGACCUGGAAUGCAAGUAUUACGUACAUGUGUUUUCAAAAACCCAACAUUGUGAAAGCCAUCUGCCAAUUCAGAAGAGUCUUUAUUUUUUGGCACAUAAUGUCCUGUUUAUUUAUUUUUAUUUAUACUCGUUUUUUAUUUAUUGUGUAAAUGUUACGGUCUUGACACAAGGAAAUGUUCAAUUCCGAUCACCUUUUGUAUGUAACAUAUUUGGGGGGGGGGAAAUGGGACAAAUAAAGUUGAUUGAAAAUUAA
Anarrhichthys ocellatus (wolf-eel) is the source of this 3892-nucleotide messenger RNA. It is a transcript of the gene plk3, whose product is annotated as polo-like kinase 3 (Drosophila). The transcript is spliced from 15 exons. The coding region runs from base 112 to 2100 and encodes 662 amino acids. Lineage: Eukaryota; Metazoa; Chordata; Actinopteri; Perciformes; Anarhichadidae. Gene Ontology annotation, biological process: mitotic spindle organization; protein phosphorylation; Golgi disassembly. Gene Ontology annotation, molecular function: ATP binding; protein serine/threonine kinase activity; protein binding. The record is from RefSeq and is a predicted model, not a curated record. Gene Ontology annotation, cellular component: centrosome; cytoplasm; kinetochore.